AUCUUGGUCUCCACUACUUUGUUCCGACAAGAAUUCCGGUUGAUAUACUUUGCGGCGUUUAAUUCUAGUUAUAUCCUGGCGGUGAACGGUUUAAUAUAUCGACAUCAACCGCACAGGUAAAGCUGUUAUUCCGCAAUUUUCUAUCCGAACGGGCGAUGUCGUCAACAAACGCUACCCUCGAAGCCGCAUCUACUGAGCGCAAGGCGAGGCUCGCUAAGCUCGCUGCUCUGAAGAGAAAGCAACCCGAACCCGAGCCACUGGCCGAAGCCACAGCAAGCGAUAAAGAAAUAGCAAAGGAAGCAGACGAUACUACAAGAACCUAUUUGUCCGGCAGAAACUAUGAUUCAGAGACACGCGGCCCAAAGCUGGGGUUUGAACAAGCUCCUACAGACGGCCAAAUUACCUUGGAACAACAGGCUUCGGAAAUAGCCAAGACAGCUACUGAGCAAGCCAAAUUAGACGAAGAGGUUGACCAACCUAUUGAUUUAUUCAAACUCCAGCCGAAAAAACCGAAUUGGGACUUGAGACGUUAUCUGGAUGAAAAGACUAGGGUGUUGAAUGUCAGAACGGAAAAUGCAAUUGCCAGGCUAGUACGACAACGAAUUGAAAAUGCUCAGCGUGCAGGGCGAGAGAAUCCGCGACCCAAGGGUACUGGGGAAGAGGGUGAAGAAGUUGGCAUUGAAGGAGAGGCGCUGGUGGAGAGUAUUCAUGUUCGCGAACAGGAAGCUGAUAAUGAGGAUGACGAAACAAUAUAACUCUGAUACCCUGCGAAGAAGGUUAUAUGACGGUUUGCAUGUAUUAAAAUUCGGCGUUAGGGAGAGUUUGAUUAAGCUGGGUGAUUAGGAAAGGCGUUUUGAACACCAUGUACUUGUCAGAAAUAGGACAGUGGUCACGUUUCCGCACACAAUUUCAUAGAACCAAAAUUUCUAAAAGCCAGUAAAGCCAUAAUUGCACUGAA
Talaromyces proteolyticus is the source of this 958-nucleotide messenger RNA. Its product is annotated as cwf18 pre-mRNA splicing factor-domain-containing protein. The coding region runs from base 156 to 755 and encodes 199 amino acids. NCBI's taxonomy places the organism in Eukaryota, Fungi, Ascomycota, Eurotiomycetes, Eurotiales, Trichocomaceae. The transcript has a single exon. Gene Ontology annotation, cellular component: post-mRNA release spliceosomal complex; U2-type spliceosomal complex. The record is from RefSeq and is a predicted model, not a curated record.